Molecule: messenger RNA, 3307 nt
Organism: Macaca mulatta (Rhesus monkey)
Lineage: Eukaryota; Metazoa; Chordata; Mammalia; Primates; Cercopithecidae
Product: ATP-binding cassette sub-family A member 17-like
Biological process (GO): lipid transport; transmembrane transport
Cellular component (GO): intracellular membrane-bounded organelle; membrane
Molecular function (GO): ABC-type transporter activity; ATP hydrolysis activity; ATP binding
Source: RefSeq, a predicted model, not a curated record
UGCGAGGACGCGGUUCGCACCCGGCCGCGCGGCAGCCGGUGCCUGCCCACUGCCCUGUGCCAGCGCCUAUGUCCAGCAGGGGGCGCGCAGCGGCGGUAGCCGAGCGAGGGCGCGGCGGCUCUGACAGGAAUGGCUGUGCGCACGUGCGGUUCACAGCGGUGGAAGUCUUCACAUCUGGAAAUUUGACUUUGGCCCUUUCUCUAUUUCUCCUUAUGCACUCUUUCCUUGGGCCCUCGUCACUCCUGGCACCGAGGGAAGCGCUUCCCCGCCUCUGGCCGGGCGCUGAGGCACGACCGAAAGCGAGGCGGCGGCAAGGAACCUUCUGGAAUUCGGCCGUCGGGGCAGGCGUCGAGUUUACAGGAAAAGACGCAGUGUCCCAGGAUGGGCGGAGUCGCCCUCAGUUGAGGAGCGAGGGAGGCUUCGGGGGUCGCCAGCCGGUUUUAGGCUAUUCUUCAGUGCCUUUGUUUGAACAUUGUAUAAUUGAUGAUCUCAAAGCUUUCUAUAUAUUGGAAUUGUUUUUGACCAUAGCAUCAAUAACAGCAAUGGAUCUUUGCCACUUGCGGUUAAUUAUAAAUUGCGCUUCAGUUACUUUCAGAAGAAUUUUAUACCGGGGAAGAAUGUAUUUUUUCAAGAUGACAAAGAAGGCUGGUGCACAUCCUUUCUUUACCCUCCCAAUCCAUGCCAAGAACGCUGGGAAUUUCCAUUUGCUGAUGGGGAAGUCCUGUUGAAGGGCCUGUCGCGUCAGAAGUGCCCUGAAGAAGUCAAGCAGAUGCUGCACAUCAUCGGCCUGGAGGACAAGUGGAACUCACGGAGCCGCUUCCCGAGCGGGGGCAUGAGGCGCAAGCUCUCUAUCGGCAUCGCCCUCAUCGCAGGCUCCAAAGUGCGGCGGUGGGACUGGAGGCAGUGGGCUCCCCUGCUGCUCGACCUGGGCUGGCCCUUCUGCCAUGGCCCAGGCACCUUGGCCCUUGACUCCCCAGACAAGGCCAUCACCAUCUUUGGAGGACUCAAGCUGACUCUGUGAACCCCUUGAUGGGGCCUACCACAAGGCCAGCCUGGGGUGUGGCUCUACCAGCAUCAUGAGGCUGUGUCUCUGCCUCCAGGUGCUGAUACUGGACGAGCCCACCUCGGGCAUGGAUGCCAUCUCCAGGAGGGCCAUCUGGGAUCUUCUGCAACAGCAGAAAAGUAACCGCACCAUCUUGCUGACCACCCACUUCAUGGACGAGGCUGACCUGCUGGGAGACCGCAUCGCCAUCAUGGCCAAGGGGGAGCUGCAGUGCUGCGGGUCCUCACUGUUCCUCAAGCAGAAAUACAGUGCAGGAUAUUAUAUAACUUCACUGAAAAAACCUAAUUGUGAUACGGAGAACAUCUCUCAUCUGAUUUAUCAUCACAUACCAAACGCAAUUUUGGCAUCCAGCAUUGGAGAGGAAUUGACAUUCAUACUUCCUAAAGACAGCGUACAGAGGUUUGAAUCUCUAUUUACUGACUUGGAACUGAGACAGGUAGACCUGGGCAUCUCCAGCUUUGGGGCCUCUGUCACCGCCAUGGAGGAUGUCUUCAUAAGGGGUUGUAUGUUGGCAGAUCCAGAUCUUCUCAAUACAGACUGGGCUGCCAAUCAGACCAAACGCUGGGAUCUACAUCAACAAGGUGACCUGCUGUCUGUGAACAAAGUGUCCUUACUGCAAGCACAAGAAUGCUCUGGCCUUCUUGGCAUCACUGGGGCUGAGAAGUCUUCCAUUUUCAAAAUGCUGACUGGGCAGAAGGCCAUAACCUCCGGGGACGACUUUGUCAAGGUCCUCAGCAUCAGCUCUGAUGUAGGGAAGAUACGGCGGUGGAUUGGUUACUGUCCUCAGUUUGAUGCUCUGCUGAACUUCAUGACAGGCCGUGAGAUGCUGGUCAUGUAUGCCCGGAUCUGGGGCAUCCCAAAGCACCACAUCACUGCUUGUGUGGACCAGAUUCUUGAGGAUUUAGUCAGCAGUGGUAACAAGCAGAAGCUGAGCACUGGCAUCGCCCUGAUCAGAGAGCCUGCCGUCAUCUUCCUGGACGAGCCGUCCUCUGGCAUGGACCCCACGGCCUGGCACCUGCUUUGGAAUGCUGUGGCAUGAGCCGGCAAGUCCGGCAAAGCCAUCAUCAUCACCUCCUACAGGCAGCAUCCUCGAAGACAAGCACCAAGGCAUGGUCCAUGACCACCUGCUGGGCCAAGACCUCAGCUGGGCAAAGAUGUUUGGCACUCUAGAGCAAGCCAAGAAGAAGUACAUGCUGGACAAUUAGUCAGCUCACCAUGGAGGUCAUCUUCCUGAGCUUUGCCUGCCCUGUGCCCCUGGUCCAAAGUGAAGACCAAUGACAGCAAGCAGAGCAAGCGGGCUCCUCAUCGUGCUCGCUGCCUCCCUCCCUGCCUCCCUCUCAGCUUUUCUCUCAGCCUCCCUCCCUACCUUCCUCAGAGCCUGUCCUGCUGUAAUUAAGACAGACCAGUGCCAGGUUGGCCCAGGUGUGCAUGGCCUGCCCUGGGUCUCCAGGGCUUACAGAGGCAGCUCUCAGCCCAGCUAGCUCAGCACAGGGCUCUCCCCCUAACUGCAGUGCACGGAGCAGAGUGGGGCCCACUGGAGAACUUAAGAGGCCCGCUGGGGAACCCAGGUGCGUUUCCUUAGAAAGGGAUGCCCGAGUCCCACCUGAGUAGCCUGUGGUCUUGUUGAGACCUGGCUGUGGAAGCAGCCUCAGAAUAUCUUGCACAUCCUUUCCAAAGGCGGCGGCCAGGGAGUGACCACAGUAGUAACCAUGACCCGACCAGGUGCCAGCUCUGUGGACGGUCCCCUGCAGGCAUCAUGUCAUUUGAUCACACCACCCUCAGGCCCGGCCUGAAGGGGACUGUCCUGGUCAUCCCCUUGCUCAUGGGCAAGAAGUCUGCAGGGCAGAGGGAAAUGCUUACCCAAAGCUUGCGUUCUUCCUUCUCUAGAAUCCCCUGCCCAGAUAAUUUGUCCGUCCAGUGCACUCCCUCCCAGGGCAGGCCAUGCUGCCCGAUGCACCCUGAGACGCGAGGUGCAGCAAAGCAGCAGCUCUGCAGAACUGCGGGUGGAGUUUGGAUGGGUGCAUGGGGGUUUCCACACAGAUGUGCAGAUCCCUUGGAAAGCAGGAUAGAGCCAGAAACAGAGAGGAGGGUGCCCAUAGGCCAGGGUGGGGCUGGCUCCCAUGGUCACAUGGAAGAGUGGAGCUUCAUGGAGACCAUGAUUCUAAACUCACACCUGGCCUCCCAGGUGGUAAUGACACUGUUCUUCUGAAGGAAGGAGGAAAGAAAUAUUGACAAGCUUGCUAG